GAGCGGGACCUGCAGGAUCCGUGUUCCGGCUGCGGGCUCCCGUCAUGCUGGGCACGGUGAAGAUGGAAGGGCACGAAGCUCCGGACUGGAGCGGAUACUACAGCGAGGAGAUGUACUCUCCGAUGGCAGGCAGUGGAAUGGGUUCUGGUCUCGGGAUGGGCUCCAUGUCGGGCUACAUGUCCAGCAGCGGGACCACGUCAGGCUCCUUCAAUAUGUCGUACAGUGGGACCGGUCUGAGCCCCGCUCCAGUGGGGGGGAUGGGCAGCUCGGCUCCAGCAGCCAUGUCGGGUUUGGGAGGGGGCGUGGCUUCGAUGGGCGGGGCUCUGAGCCCAUCAAGUAUGGGCUCGGUGUCGGCCCAGCAGGCCUCGAUGGGUCUGAACCCAUACGGGGGCAUGAGUCCCACCGUGAGCCCUGGCAUGACGUAUGGCAGCGGAGGGCUAAACCGCGGCCGCGACAACAAGGCGUUCAGACGGAGCUACCCACACGCCAAACCCCCCUACUCCUACAUCUCACUCAUCACCAUGGCGAUCCAGCAGGCACCCAGCAAGAUGCUGACCCUGAGCGAGAUCUACCAGUGGAUCAUGGACCUGUUCCCGUACUACCGCCAGAACCAGCAGCGGUGGCAGAACUCCAUCCGGCACUCGCUGUCCUUCAACGACUGCUUUGUCAAGGUAUCGCGUUCGCCGGACAAACCGGGGAAGGGCUCGUACUGGACCCUACACCCGGACUCAGGGAACAUGUUCGAGAACGGCUGCUACCUGCGGCGCCAGAAGAGGUUCAAGUGCGAGAAGAAGAUGUCGCCAAAAUCCGACGGCAGGAAGGAGCAGGGAGGAGGAGGAGCUUCUCCUUCUGGGGAUUCCAUCAAACCUCCAGGACUCCUGGACUCCUCCUCUAUGCCCUCCUCCAGCCAGGCUGCCUCGCCUCCCGGUCUGGACCUGCGGGGAGGUGUUGGCGGGGCGUCAGACCUGAAGGUGUCCGGCUCACAGCUCCUGUCCUCCCUGUCAUUGCCCCCCCACUCCAUGGCGCACGAGUCCCAACUGCACCUGAAAGGAGACCCCCACUACUCCUUCAACCACCCGUUCUCCAUUAAUAACUUAAUGUCGUCUUCAGAGCAGCAGCACAAACUGGACCUGAAGGCCUACGAAGCGCUGCAGUACUCCUCCUACAGUGCUGGUGGGGCGUCCGGCCUCGGGGGGAGGACCAUGGAGCCUCUGGAGGCCUCCUACUACCAGGGGGUGUACCCCAGACCGCUCCUCAACACCUCGUAG
Molecule: messenger RNA, 1268 nt
Organism: Morone saxatilis (striped sea-bass)
Lineage: Eukaryota; Metazoa; Chordata; Actinopteri; Moronidae
Gene: foxa1
Product: forkhead box A1
Exons: 2
Coding region: 45-1268 (407 amino acids)
Biological process (GO): regulation of transcription by RNA polymerase II; anatomical structure morphogenesis; cell differentiation
Molecular function (GO): RNA polymerase II cis-regulatory region sequence-specific DNA binding; protein domain specific binding; DNA-binding transcription factor activity, RNA polymerase II-specific
Source: RefSeq, a predicted model, not a curated record